AUGGAUUUGAGUAGGGAUUUGGAAAGGGAAAUGAAACACAACAUUAAUCUCAUCAUUCUUCUGUUUCCUGCAUUGGAAUUUGGGGCUGAGAAUAUAGUGAUCGUGAGAUACAAGAAAGGGAGAAUUGUUGAGGUCCUGAGCAAGAAUGAGGUGCCAUCAGGCUCAUGGCAUUGUGCUGAGAUAAUCUGUGGUAAUGGGCACAACUACACUGUUAGAUACGAGAUGGGCCCUGCUGCUACCGAUGAGGCGAUUGUUGAAAGGGUAUCUAGGAAGUCAAUUAGUCCCUGUCCUCCUCCAGUGAAACUAUCGGAGAAUUGUGUUCCUGGUGAUGUUGCAGAGGUGUUUCAGAAUUUUUCUUGGAAGAUGGCAACUGUUUCUAAGGUUUUGGGUAGGAAUUGCUUUUUGGUUAGGUUACUUGGAUCCUCCCAUGAAUUCAAAGUCAGUAAAGUUGACCUCCGGGUGCGACAAUCUUGGCAGGGUGGCAAAUGGUUCAUGAUUGGAAAGGUAGUUUUUUUUCUGAAUCUGUUUUCGGCUUGCAACUCAAAUAUUCCAGUGUCCGGUAUUUAUUUAUGUAUUAUUUAGGAGUUCUUGUUUUGAAUUCU
This is a messenger RNA of Camellia sinensis, 602 nucleotides long. Lineage: Eukaryota; Viridiplantae; Streptophyta; Magnoliopsida; Ericales; Theaceae. The record is from RefSeq and is a predicted model, not a curated record.